AUUAGCCUUAAUUUACUUUGGCUGGAAAAAAACAUAAUGGUUGGCAAUUUAUUGACAUCAUAUCCCAAGUUGAGUCCAAAGAAACAAAAACAGAACCCCCCCAAGUUAAUUCCAUUCCGAUUUCUCUACUCCCAGAUGUGAUUUUUACCAAAACCUGAGAGAAGAGAACCCAUCAAAACAGAAACUUUCUAUUUCUAUUUCCAUUUCCAAUUUGAAGGUCAAGAAGUGGGUUACUGUUCAAUUUAUCAACAACACAAUGUCUCGUCUAUCGAAUUUAUAUCUUCUAACUUACAAUUCCCUCCAAGGUUUUGGCUGGAUGGUUUCUCUUUACAGACUUGUGGGAGAUUUUGCAGCCACUAAAUCUACUAGUGGUGCUUACUCGUCUACGGGAGAACUUGUCUGUUUCUUGCAAACUGCUGCAUUCUUGGAAGUCAUUCAUGGAGCUGUUGGCCUGGUACCAACUGGAGUGCUGCUUCCUCUAAUGCAAUGGGGUGGGAGGGUUCAUUUUGUGGUUGCAGUUGUUCGUCAACUUGAUGAGAUUCAACGGUUGCCUUCUGUGUUCAUCACUUUCCUAGCUUGGAGCUUAUCUGAGGUUAUCAGAUAUUUUCACCAUGCUUUGAAUUGCUUGGGAGUUUGCCCAUUUUGGCUUACAUAUCUUAGGUACACUGCAUUCAUAAUCCUCUAUCCUAUUGGAGUGACAAUUGGUGAAAUGUGGCUCAUGUACCAAGCAAUUCCAUUUAUGAUAAAGAAGAACCUCUAUGCAGAUGUCUUUGAUUACCUCCCCUUGAGCUAUUACAAUUUCAUCAGGGUUCUGCUUCUUGUCUACCCACUAUUGUUCUUGAAACUGUACCUUUAUCUGUUCAAGCAAAGGAGAUCAAAAUUGGGGAAGCAGCAUAAGAAGAAGAGAAACUAAAAGUUUAGGCUAAUCUGGUAUAAUCUACGGUAAACUACACUCAUUCUUGGAUGUUUGAACAAUUUAGACAUAUGUAAUUGUUUGACUUGAUGGAAACACAACUUAAUAUAUAUAUAUAUAAUAUUGAAACACUUCACAAGAGAUGGUGAAUUGAUUCUUUAGCAUCUAGUGGUAGCCAGUUAGUUUCCUAUGGAAAAAAAAGUGUUUUUUGACCGCUUAA
Molecule: messenger RNA, 1133 nt
Organism: Cucumis sativus (cucumber)
Lineage: Eukaryota; Viridiplantae; Streptophyta; Magnoliopsida; Cucurbitales; Cucurbitaceae
Product: very-long-chain (3R)-3-hydroxyacyl-CoA dehydratase 2
Exons: 9
Coding region: 257-913 (218 amino acids)
Biological process (GO): very long-chain fatty acid biosynthetic process; fatty acid elongation; sphingolipid biosynthetic process
Cellular component (GO): endoplasmic reticulum membrane
Molecular function (GO): 3-hydroxyacyl-CoA dehydratase activity
Source: RefSeq, a predicted model, not a curated record